Molecule: messenger RNA, 2952 nt
Organism: Prunus armeniaca (apricot)
Lineage: Eukaryota; Viridiplantae; Streptophyta; Magnoliopsida; Rosales; Rosaceae
Source: the annotation of a GenBank genome assembly
AUGGAUAAGUCAUGGAUGCACUCGGAUAGAAGAUCGAAGGCAUAUGAGUUAGGGGUGGAAGCAUUUUUGAACUUUUCUGUAGAAAAUCUUCUAACUACCACACAUAUCCGUUGUCCAUGUGUUAAAUGUGUUAAUUUGAAAUUGUUUGGGGUUGGAAUUAUAAGGGAUCACUUAUACUUUAAUGGAGUUGACCAAAGCUAUAAGAAUUGGACAUUUCACGGAGAACCUUGGGAAGCAGCUACUAAUGCUAGUAGAAAUGUUGAAGAAGAUGAUGACCAUAGUAGGUACAGUUUUGUGUCUGAAGAAAUAGAGAUGGAUGAUAAUGAUUUUGGUGAUUUUGGAUCUGAUCCUUAUGAGUUUGCCAAUGUGAUUGGGGAUGGAGAUCAACCAUUGUACCCUGGUUGUAGAAAGUACACGAAGUUAUCGGCAUUAGUGAAGUUGUAUAAUUUGAAGGCAAAAUAUGGGAUGAGUGAUGUCUGUUUUACAGAAUUAUUGAUACUUCAAGGCGAUUUGCUUCCAGAAGGAAAUACAAUACCGGCCUCUAUGUAUGAGGCAAAAAAGACUUUGUGUGCAUUGGGGCUGAGUUAUGAGAAAAUGCACGCAUGCCCCAAUGAUUGCAUCUUGUAUAGGAAGGAGUAUGAGGAUUUAACUCAUUGUCCUAAUUGUGGUAUCUCAAGGUGGAAGGAAGGCAAAGAUUCAAUCUUGAAAGAGGGUGUGCCAGCGAAGGUGGUGUGGUAUUUUCCUCCAAUUCCAAGGUUUAAAAGGAUGUUUCGAUCACAUGAGACCGCUAAGAGUUUGACUUGGCAUGCUGCUAGAAAAUCAAUUGACGGUUAUAUGUCUCAUCCAGCGGAUUCCCCGUCUUGGAAACUUCUUGAUGAUAAAUGGCCCGAGUUUGGUAAUGAGCCGAGAAACUUGAGAUUGGCUCUUUCAUCUGAUGGAUUCAAUCCCCACAGUUCUCUAAGUAGCAGAUAUAGUUGCUGGCCAGUUAUCUUAGUUACAUAUAAUCUCCCUCCAUGGCUGUGCAUGAAACGAAACCGAAAUGAUAUAGACGUCUACUUGGAGCCUUUGAUUGAUGAUUUAAAAUCUUUGUGGGCUGGGAUUGGAGGAGUGUAUGAUGCACAUAAUGGAGAAUACUUUACACUCAGAGCUGCAUUAAUGUGGACAAUUAAUGAUUUCCCCGCCUAUGGAAACUUAUCUGGUUGUGUUGUUAAAGGAUAUAAAGCUUGUCCAAUAUGCGGCGAUGAUACACCUAGUCACAGGUUGAAAAAUGGCCACAAAAUUUGUUACAUUGGGCAUAGAAAAUGGUUACCGAUCAAUCAUCCAUAUAGGAGGCAACGUGCAGCUUUUAAUGGGAAACCUGAAUAUGGCACGCCUCCUGAGCCAUUAACCGGAGAAGAAGUGCUGCAUAUGGUUGAAGAUGGUGACAGAGUUUGUUGGAAGAAGAAAUCAAUAUUCUUUGAUCUCGAGUAUUGGAAAUACCUUCCUGUGAGGCAUGUCCUAGAUGUUAUGCACAUUGAGAAGAAUGUUUGCGAUAGUAUCAUUGGUACAUUGCUGGAGAUCCCUGGAAAAAAUAAAGAUGGGAUUGCUGCUCGAUUAGAUUUAUUGAACAUGGGGGUCAAAACUGAUUUGCAACCCGAGUAUGGAGAAAGACGUACUCGUUUGCCUCCCGGGCCUUGGAAUUUGUCAAGAGCAGAGAAGAGAGAGGUUUGCAAUUCUUUCUAUGGUAUGAAGGUCCCUGAAGGUUAUUCUUCAAAUAUAAAAAAUCUUGUAUCUUUACAAGAUUCAAGACUUCUUGGCCUUAAAUCACAUGAUUGUCAUACCUUAAUGCAACAAUUGCUCCAUGUGGCAAUUCGUUCUGUUUUGGAGAAGCCUGCAAGGUAUGCAAUAACUCGUUUGUGCUUCUUCUUCAAUGCUAUAUGUGCAAAGACUGUUGAUGUUUCCAAGCUAGAUAAGUUGGAAGAAGAUAAUCGUACUCGUCCCGAAGGUUGCAUUGCUGAGCGGUAUAUAGCUGAAGAAGCUGUAGAGUUUUGUACCGAGCAUUUAUCUGAUGUUAGUACAGUUGGAGUGCCUUCAAGCCAAAAGAUGGGAGUUUCAAAGCCAUUAUCAGGUUUCACAGUGAGCGUAGUUGAUCGGGACCUGUUGAACCAAGCACAUCUAUAUGUCUUGGAGAAUACGGAGGAAGUCCUACCUUAUAUCGAGCAACAUAUGAUCCACAUCCAGACCGCUUAUCCAAAAUUUAGAAAGAGAACAAAGUGGCUGCAGGAUAAGCACAAUAGCACUUUCAUUCAAUGGCUACGCUUCAAGGUUCAAAGUGAACUUAAUGAGGACAAUCAUGGCGUAUCAGAAAAUUUAAGGUGGCUAGCAGCUGGUCCAAACAUGGCAGUGCCAUUAUAUAGGAGCUAUCUCAUUAAAGGUAUUAAAUUCAACAUCAAGGCACAAGAUGAUGUGCGGACAACUCAAAAUAGUGGAGUUUAUUUACUUGCACAUACUAUGCAAGUUGCUAGUGCCAAGGAUAAAAACCCAAUUCUCUCAAAUAUGGGUUUCUAUGGUGUCAUUCAAGAAAUUUGGGACCUUGACUACCAAAAGUUUACAAUCCCAGUCUUUAGGUGUGAUUGGAUUGAUAAUACUUCUGGUCUUGUAGUGGACGAACUUGGAUUUACCCUUGUAGAUUUGAGUAAAAUUGGACAUAGGAAUGACCAAUUUGUUUUGGCUUCUCAAGUCAAACAAGUAUUUUUUGUUGACGACCCGAUGCAUCGUGGUUGGUCGGUAGUGUUAUCAAUGCCUAAUAGAGAAUAUAAUGAUGUUAUUGGUGAUGAUGUCUUAGGUGAUGUGAGAAUUGAGUGUGAGCCAUUUACUAGGGGGAUGCCAAAUGUUGACACAUUUGAUGAAGUGGUGGUUGAGUUAGGGAGUCAAAAUAUUCGAGAUGGGUGUGAAGAUAUAUGGGUUGAAUGA